CGGGAGCCGGAGCGGAGCCCUGACCGCCUGUUUUUGGAAUGAUUUCAGCUAUCUCCAGCCCCUGGCUCACCCAGCUGUCCCAUUUUUGCGAUGUUGCAGCUUUCACGGCCAACAGCCUGAGCAGCCUGAACGCCUCCGGGGGGUACCACCUCUCCCCCUCCCCGGGGGACCCGUACGGACAGCAUGAGCCGCCGCACUACGAGCCCUGCACGGCUCAGCAGCACCCGCACCCGCCGCCCCAGCCCCAGCACGGCUACUCCUCCCCCCCAGCCCCAGCACGGCUCUCCUUCGGCGGGGCGGCAGCCGGGGCCAACCCGCCGCCCCCCGGCCCCGAGCCGCCCGAGGGCACCGGGGGAGCCGCCUCGGGACCGGCCGCCGUCUCGGGCUGCUCGGCGGGGGCUGCGGCUCCCGCCAAGGCGCCGGUGAAGAAGAACCCCAAGGUGGCCAACGUGAGCGUCCAGCUGGAGAUGAAGGCGCUGUGGGACGAGUUCAACCAGCUGGGCACCGAGAUGAUCGUCACCAAGGCCGGCAGGCGCAUGUUCCCCACCUUCCAGGUGAAGAUAUUCGGGAUGGACCCCAUGGCUGACUACAUGCUCCUCAUGGAUUUCGUUCCCGUGGACGACAAGCGAUACCGGUACGCCUUCCACAGCUCCUCCUGGCUGGUGGCCGGCAAAGCCGACCCCGCCACCCCCGGGCGGGUGCACUACCACCCCGACUCCCCGGCCAAAGGGGCGCAGUGGAUGAAGCAGAUCGUUUCCUUCGAUAAGCUCAAACUGACCAACAAUUUGCUGGAUGACAACGGGCAUAUCAUUUUGAACUCCAUGCACAGAUACCAGCCGCGUUUUCACGUGGUCUACGUGGACCCCCGGAAAGACAGCGAGAAAUACGCGGAGGAGAACUUCAAAACCUUCGUCUUCGAGGAGACGCGCUUCACGGCCGUGACCGCCUACCAGAACCACCGGAUCACGCAGCUGAAGAUCGCCAGCAACCCUUUUGCCAAGGGAUUCAGAGACUGCGACCCUGAGGACUGGCCCAGGAAUCACAGGCCGGGGGCCCUUCCUCUCAUGAGCGCUUUUGCCAGAUCCCGGAAUCCAGUCUCUUCCCCAGCCCACCAGAACGGGACAGAGAAAGUGCCAAAGACGAUGGUUGUCGGGAGGAAGCCUUUUGUAACACUUCAGCUGUCAUUGCCUUCUCUCCUGACUCCUCUCGGCCAGGUACAGGCUCGUCCUGCUCCUUUCUGGCACGGGAGAGUCCAGAGCCAACUCCAGCAGCUUAAGGUGGCUCCUCGCUCACAGCCUCCCUGCGAGCACGUCAGCUGAAGGCUGGAGUGAUAACUGUGCUUGUGUUACAAUUAUAAAAAGCUUUAAAUUUUUUUCAGAAAAACAACUUGUUAAUUUCCUUGAUGCAAUCAGACAACUGUAUUUGACAGUCUCUAGCAAUAUAGGCUGUCUUUCCUGUUGGAAAUCAUUCUACUUCGGGAAAGUCCUGGUCAGUUCCUUAAGCAAAUAAACUUGUAGGAGACUGUAAUUCAUAUUCAAACUAUGGCAUUUAGGCUCAACUCUAAAUCAAACUAAUGUAGUCUGGCUGCUCAUUUCAAGGAAACUAGAAUGUAGAAAAAAAUAAUCCCUUUACUGAGUGUUUAAAUAAAAUCAGUGAUGAUGUAAAGUGUUAAUUAAUUGUUGUAAUGUGCAAAAGUA
Molecule: messenger RNA, 1697 nt
Organism: Calidris pugnax (ruff)
Lineage: Eukaryota; Metazoa; Chordata; Aves; Charadriiformes; Scolopacidae
Gene: TBX1
Product: T-box 1
Biological process (GO): regulation of transcription by RNA polymerase II; positive regulation of DNA-templated transcription; cell fate specification
Cellular component (GO): nucleus
Molecular function (GO): RNA polymerase II cis-regulatory region sequence-specific DNA binding; DNA-binding transcription factor activity, RNA polymerase II-specific
Source: RefSeq, a predicted model, not a curated record